This is a messenger RNA of Anopheles bellator, 1221 nucleotides long. Its product is annotated as luciferin sulfotransferase-like. The record is from RefSeq and is a predicted model, not a curated record. Gene Ontology annotation, cellular component: cytoplasm. Gene Ontology annotation, biological process: sulfation. The transcript is spliced from 5 exons. Gene Ontology annotation, molecular function: sulfotransferase activity. NCBI's taxonomy places the organism in Eukaryota, Metazoa, Arthropoda, Insecta, Diptera, Culicidae. The coding region runs from base 35 to 1024 and encodes 329 amino acids.
UUGCUAAGACCCGUACAGCAUUGUGAUCCACGGAAUGUUCUCCUACAAACCACUCACUUCCGAACUAGCGAAGGCUAUACAGGUUCCCUGUAAUGGCCCGCUGGUUGAGAUACAUCUAAACGAUCAUUCCAAUCUACCGGUGUACGGUAAGGGCCGAAAGAAGGCAGCGUACUGUGUGCUAAACGAAAACUACAAACACUUUGCGGAGCGGAUCCGAAACCUGACCGUGUAUGAGGAUGAUUUGUGGGUGGUGACGGCACCGAAGUGCGGUACAACAUGGACCCAGGAGAUGAUGUGGUUACUCGAUCACGAUCUCGACUAUCGGACAGCGGCUGACAUUAACCUACUGCAGAGAUCGAUCUUCAUGGAGUUUAGCACGCUGGUGCCAGCAAUCGAAGAGGACACGGUCAGCCUCGUGGAGCAAAUGAGUCGUCCCAGACACAUCAAAAGCCACCUUCCGAUGGCUCUGCUACCGAAGCAGCUGUGGACGGUGCGGCCACGCAUCGUGUACUGUGCCCGCAAUCCGAAAGAUAUGGUCACCAGCUUCUACCAUCACUACCGACACCUGCAUCAAUACACCGGCUCUAAGGAGGCAUUCCUGGAGGCCAUUCUCGAGGAUCAGAUGAUAUUCCUGCCACAGAUAGCGCACACACUGGACUUUUGGGCCUUGCGCUCGGAACCGAACAUCCUGUUUAUCCAUUACGAGCAAAUGAAACGGGACCUGGCCAGUGUGCUCGAGUUGGCUUCCGCGUUUAUUGGGAAAUCCUACACAAAACAGCAGCUUGCGUUGCUCGAAGAGCACCUCUCGUUCGAUGUGAUGAAAAAUAAUAAUUCCGCCAACAACUCGGCCCUGCUGGACAUUGUGCACACUAUCUCCAAGCCAGAAGAACCGUCAGACUUCCGAUUCAUGCGAAAGGGACAGAUUGGAUCCCAUCGGGAGGAGAUGUCGCCGGAAUAUAUUGCCCGUCUGAAUGCGUACAUCGAGCGAAACCUAAAUGGAAGUGACUUCAGGUUUCUCGAGUAAAAAAGGCGACUUCUGGCAACACAAUCGCCAUCGCACACUACCACAGGCUUAGGCAUUCAGUUGCUUCACGGCGGGACACUAGCACACAGUGGAGCGUGGCCAAGGUCAUCGCCGAAACUGUUGGGCGACGGAAGCAGGUUUUUCGUGGUUGUGUAUGGGUUGGGUAAGCAUAGAUGCGAAAAAAUAAAAGCUGCAAU